This is a messenger RNA of Zonotrichia albicollis (white-throated sparrow), 4648 nucleotides long. The record is from RefSeq and is a predicted model, not a curated record. Lineage: Eukaryota; Metazoa; Chordata; Aves; Passeriformes; Passerellidae.
AUUCAAUAGGUUCUCUUACACUGAUAGCUAGGGAGAUUUGUUAGUUCUUCUCUACUAGGGAGGGCAUAAUAUAAUCAUCAUUCUGCAAUGCCUUACUGAUCACAUGGAAGGAAGAAGUCACUCUGUCUUAAAGGGUUAGCCCACUUCUUAUCUGGGAUACAGUGGCAGGGACUGAUACAAACCCUGGGUGCUACAGGAAUAGAUGUUGUCUGUGGUGGACCUUAGUCCCUGGCACCUCAUUCAUCCAGACAAGACCAAGGGUCCUGGUGAGUGCAAAUCCCAGGCCUUUCUUGAUCUACAGCCUUUGGAGGCAUAUUUGGAGACAGGCAUCAGGAGCUUCAGAUCUGGCCAGCUGUGUCUACAUAUCCAUGCUGCUGGCACGCUCUGGGAGGGACUUACUCAGCAGUGUGUGCAUGGCUUAUACAGCUCGUAACAGUCUGUCAGACCCUGGCAUUGCUUCUCAUUGCUUCUUGGGAAGAGAAAAACAUUUUGUUGUACUGCUUUCAAGUGUUAAGUUGAAGGUGCGUUUGUUCCACUUAGAAACAGCAUGUCCUCUUAGGUCUGUGUGCUUGGUUUCGGAGAGAUGAAAGAAGCCACAGCUUGGCCUAAAUGAGUAGCUUGGUAAUGUAGAUAAAUAGACAAGAUAGCAAGCAGUAGGACUGCUGUGGCCUCUGCAGGGCUAUUCACCAUGGACACUAUUUGGUAUUUCAAGGAAAUAUUUUAGUAAGUAAAGUAACUAAGUGUGAUUUAAGAGAUUUUUUUUCCCUUGUAGUUGUAUUCACUGCGCAAUAUUAAUUAUGAUUGACUGGCAUGUUAAAAAAAAGGCCAUUUCAUAUUCUUUAGAUUUCUGCAUGCCAGGUACUGUGAGUACAUGAGCUACUGGUAGCUAAAAAAAAUUGUGGGCUCACACAUCCAAGCAAGCCUUCUAUUGCAUGAAGCAGAGACAGCAUGUGUUUGUUGGCUUGAUUUUGUUCCUGUUUGAGAAAUAUUGCAGCAUAAGAAGUAACACUACCCUUGUUACUUGCAACUCUGAUUCUGAGGGAGUCCUUCUUUAUGACUGUUAUGUCUGAAUGAUGCAAAUAAAGAAUCUUUCAGAUAACAUCUGGACGUUCGAGUGCCAGUGAUGGCACAUAUUGACAGCAGAGUGCGUGAGACAAAGCCUAGAAUGGGGAGCUGUAAUGCUGCAGUGAAUAAUACAGAAAGCAGGAUUUUUCUAUUAGUCAUUCAGGAGAUGUCUGAUAAUUGCCAGAAAAUACCACAGUCUUAGGAACAGUCAGACAUUCUCUCUAAGACAGUGUUGUGGAAGACUGAAAAGUGGAUUGUCUAAUUACUGUAGCUGAGCAGCUGAACUAGUAGAGAGCUGUGGAGUAUGGCUGAGAAGCAGCUAAUUAAUAAAAUAGAGACAUCUUGCUCGUUAAUCCCUCAAAGGUCUGCAGAAGAGCUCUGUGACAUCUUAAAAGGAAGAUAUGCAGAUUGUGAAACCUUUGAAUGCCUCACAUGGAGAAAUGAAGUGUGAAAGGAACUAAUGAGGCUGGUAGCAUUUGGAGUGUGAGUGCACACUGUCUGUGCGUGUGAGGCAAUUAAGGAGCCGCAGUGCCCGGCGGGCACCAGAGCGCAGAAUGAAUGCACUGUGGCUGUGCUUGGGUGGAGGGGUAGCCACACUGAGGGAAACCCAGCCAUUGGGACUGGAGUUACUGGGGUGCUUUCCUUCUCUGGGCUUAAUUAAUACAAGUGCAGCAUUAUAUUUGCUGCUACUUAAAAUACGGACGGAGGAAAAAAAAGUGAGUGACCGAACGCAGAAUGCAGCAAGUGUCUGGUGGGAGAUGCAGAUAUUGGAACAGCUGGCAUUAAUAUUGGCUAGUAGGUACAGUAUAUGGGUGUUCUGGGGAUAUCUAGGCAGGGUUCUGCCUGGGCAUGUGUCAGCAGUGACCAGAAAGACAAAUGCUAAAAGGAGGACUGAGCCACUAACAAUGAUGGCAACAUCCUCAGAAGUGAGAAAACCUGUGCUCCCUUCCUUGCAGUUUACUGGGACUAGCAAUCAACUAGCUGUCUUUGGAUCUGUGAGCAAACCAAGAGUAAGGUGAAAGCUGUUGUGUUAGAUCCAAGAAAUGAUUUUAAUAUGGAUCGAAGCCUUACAGAAAAGGAUAUCCAGGAUCUUAUCCAGCUCUGUGUUACCAGACUGCUUGACACAACAAACCCAUCCCUAAGCACAAUUAAGAUGCAAGUUUACUUUGAUAUGAACUAUGCAAACCGAGAUGAAUUACUGAGUGAGCAGGAGCGUGUUCUGGAAGGAAAAGUGGCUCCUGUAGUUAGAGCCGUCACUGAGAGUGGUCCACAUACACGAGAAGAAAUGGAGAAUAUGUAUCAAAAGAUUGUUGCCUAUGUGCUGCUGAGAUCUGGCCUGGGGUCCCCAACAGAUAUUGAGGCUGUCAGGGAGGUAACAGCUGCCUUGCAGAGUAUAUUCCCCCAGACAGAAAUGAUUACUUUCAUCUCACUCAGUAAGAAGGACAAAGAACAGCAGCUGAAAGAUCUUGCCAUGCUAGUGACAGGAAUUCGUUUGUACAACAAGCAGUGCCAGAGAGGAGGAAGCUGCAUUGAUGACUUGCCAGAGAUCCUGAGUGAAGCCAUUCCCUCGGCUACGCGGACUCUCGACGAGCGUCUGAACUCCUGCCAGCUGCUGGCCCACCAAUACACAGCCCUGCUGGAGGCCAUGCAGGAGGACCCCCAGAGCUUCUCCCAGCUUAGAUUCCUUAAAUUAAAAGAAGCACUAUUCAAUGUGAGACAGUAUGAAGCCUUCCUUUGCAUCCUUCAGUCUAAUGCAAUUACAAGUGCUCAAGAAGUUGAAUCGUUGGAUGCUCGGUUUGAAGCGGCAAUGAUGUUAUUGAAAAACACAGUGCAGGAUAAGACUUCCGUAGAGUCCAGAGAAGUUUUUCCUCUGUUUAUGGAACUUUCUAAGCUUUGGGCCGGCUUUCAGGAUGAAAUGCUACUGCUAAGCUUCCUCACAAAUAUGGCUGACAAUCUGCAACAAUUCUUGGAAAUCCAAUCACAGCUUUUUCCAGAGGAAAUGCUAACAUCUCUUCUGGAAGGAGUGACUGUGAAAAGUGAUGAGGAAAGGAUAAAAGAAACCAUGGAAACCAGAGUGAAUGUUUCUGAUUUCACAAACCAAGAAUGGCUUUUUCCAGAGACUACUGAAAACUUUGAUCAGUUGCUGAUCCAGUACCGUGGUUUCUGUGCACAUUCAAUUGGUGUGAAAGGUAUCAUCCUACCAGGAAAUCCUGCUAUUGGAAUUUUGAAGCACAAGGAGAAAUACUAUGUUUUCAGUUCAAAAGAAGAUGCAUACAUCUUUGCUAAAGAUCCAGAUAAGUUCAUUCAAUUGAAUAUAGAAAAAGCCAAAAAAUAUGCAGAGCUAAUUCAACUGCUUGAGCUCCAUCAUCAGUUUGAAUACCUUGUUCCACAUGCACAGGUCAGAAAGGCAAGCACAGGUUCAACAAAACCACCCCAAAAACGUGAGAGUGGUACUCAAACUGAUACUCAUAUCUUGCCUCCAACUAUUGUGAGAUCCUAUGAAUGGAAUGAAUGGGAACUGAGAAGAAAAGCUAUAAAACUGGCCAACUUGCGGCGCAUGCUAACUCAUUCCAUGCAGACUGAUCUCAGCCACAUGAGAAGGGAGAACUGCACCCAAGUGUACCUGCCAAAGGAAGCUGGCACCCAGACCAAGCGGGACAACUCAAGCAAUGUACCCAAACCCCAGGUGUUCUUGAGAGGUCUCCGAGGAGGAUCAUCUCCCACCACACAUAUGGUGGCAGUAGACUUAACAAGGCCACUGGAUGAAACUUAAGUGAAAAUGAGAAACCUGAAGCUGCAUCUUGAAUGUGUAUAUAAAAAUCCUGAAUAUAUGUGAAUUUAGACACUAAAGAUUUUGCUGUGUCUGUUGAUUCCAGGAACAGUUGGUCUGUUUCAUUUAUCUUAUCUGUUGGGACUGCUGACUGGCAUUAAGUGACAGAAGUGAUAAGCCUGAAGCACAGAUUUUAAAUAGCAGUUUAGAAUCAAGAUGUUCCCAAGGACUUUCAAUUCCAACAUUUAAAUAUGUAGCAUUCUGGGAUUUUACUGACGUUUUAAUGCAACAAUUGCUUGUUGAAAUACUGUCUUUAAGUGAAAAAACUUACCCCAGGAGAGUCACUCAAAUGUCACAGCUCCAGCCUUAGAGCAGAAUUGUCAAGAAGGCAAAACCAACAAAAUGAAACCAGUCUGGGUCCUUGGGCCUGUCUGUUUGUGCUGGCAUUAACCCAGCCCAGUGAGUGCAGACCAAGGCUGGGAGGUUGACAAGAGGGCUUCUGUCUUGGGUGGUUCUGGCACCCUUUUAGGUCUCUAGCAAUUUCUUGGCUAAACAAUGUACUGGUGAGCACACUGCAAACCACAGAACCUGACUUCAGGGGACCUUUUUGAAGCUUUUGCUUGUGUUUGAAAAACUAAAGCACAACAGAGAAAAAGUUUUUAGCUUUAUGUCACUGUGGCAAAGAAUUAUGUGCCAGGUCUGAUCAAUGCAACUGCAGAUGGUAUUUCUGUGUGUGAAAACACAAAUUAAUGACAAUAAAGACUUCCUCAAGCUGCUGUCUGCACAAUGUCCAGGUGCACAACUGUGAUUGCA